Molecule: messenger RNA, 1554 nt
Organism: Oryza sativa Japonica Group (Japanese rice)
Lineage: Eukaryota; Viridiplantae; Streptophyta; Magnoliopsida; Poales; Poaceae
Cellular component (GO): membrane
Molecular function (GO): lipase activity
Source: RefSeq, a predicted model, not a curated record
ACGCGCAAAGGAAAAAAGAAAGAAAAAGUAAAACGAAGGGGAGGAGUCGGCCGGCGGCCAUGGAGGGCGGAGGAGGAGGAGGGGAGGAGAUGAUGAUGACGUCGGGGGCGACGGGGCGGAUCGUGCCGGUGUUCCGCUCCGUGCUGUCGCGGCGGGCGCUGCUCCGCCUCGCCGUCGCGCUGCACUCGCUGCUCCUGUGGGUGUUCCUCCUCGUCGGCGGCGGCGGCUGGCGGCGGAGGCGGGGCGAUGCGGGGGAGGGGGCGGAGGCGGGGAGGGCGGUGAGGACGCGGAGGAGGGCGGCGGAGAAGGAGGACGUGCGGCGGAGGAGGGCGCUCGCGGAGGAGGUGGCCAUGGUGGAGGACGCGGACGGGGAGGGGGCGAGGCGGUGGGAGACGUUCGUCGUCCCCGGGGCGAGGAGGAACGCGCUCUUCUGCCGCGUCUGGGCGCCCGCCGCCGCCGCCGCCGAGAUGAGGGGUAUUUUGGUCAUCAUACAUGGGCUUAAUGAGCACAGUGGAAGGUAUUUGCACUUUGCGGAGCUGCUCACAUCAUGUGGCUUUGGAGUAUAUGCAAUGGACUGGAUAGGCCAUGGUGGAAGCGAUGGUCUACAUGGUUAUGUGCCUUCACUAGAUUAUGUUGUAGAAGAUAUAGAUGUACUUCUUGGUAAAAUUGUGCUUGAGAAUCCAGGGGUCCCCUGUUUUCUUCUUGGUCACUCCACUGGUGGAGCUGUUGUUUUGAAGGCAUCAUUGUUCCCUCGUAUCAGAGCAAAACUGGAAGGCAUCAUCCUAACUUCACCAGCUCUGCGUGUAAAACCUGCUCAUCCCAUUGUAGGGGCUGUGGCGCCAAUAUUCUCUCUGUUAGCACCAAAGUUUCAGUUCAAGGGAGCUAACAAGAGAGGCAUCCCGGUGUCCCGCGACCCGGCUGCCCUGCUAGCGAAGUACUCCGAUCCGCUGGUUUACACCGGGCCGAUCAGAGUUCGGACCGGCCAUGAAAUCCUACGCAUCUCCUCCUACCUGCUGCACAACUUGAAGAAGGUCACCGUCCCAUUCAUGGUCCUCCAUGGAACCGCAGACCGGGUGACCGACCCCCUGGCUUCACAGGACCUCUACAACGAGGCCUCAUCGAGGCACAAGGAUCUGAGGCUGUACGAUGGGUUCUUGCACGAUCUGCUCUUUGAGCCUGAGCGUGAUGAGAUCGCCACAGACAUCAUCGACUGGAUGGAGCGAAUGCUAGCUCUGCAAACCGUGUGAAGGAGAGCAGUUUGCCUGAAAAAGGAGAAAAGAAAAAUUGUAUGAUAAGUUAGGAAAAUGGCCGUGUAUGUCAUUGAUCUCAUUCUUGAUGGAAUUAUCUGAAAGUGAUCUACAAGCUUCAAGUGGUGAUUUUGGUUGAUUGUUUCAUGUAGGACUGGGUCGAAAACUGAAAAAGGGUUUGUGAUCUGUAAUUAUAUAUAUACACCCGCAAUAAUAGAAUUAAGAUUUUUAAGGAAACCCCUGCCGCUGAAUUGGACAUUUUCAAUCAGUUUUGUAUAAAAUCUAAUACUGGUAUUGGUGUGCUGCA